UUAUCUCAUCGCCGAUUUUUUUUAACACUUCACAACUCUUCCUCUCAUCCUACACGCGCCGCUUAUCAUCUCUCACGCGCCACCGUCGUGUCACCCAUUAAACCUCAAAUCCAAAAAAAAAAAAAAAACUCUUUCGUUUUCAACUUUUCCUUUCCCCUUUAUCUUUUUUUUUUUCCUUCAGCGUUCUGUCGUUUUCUCCUUUUCCUUUCACAUUUAAUUUAAGAUCUCAAAAAACCCAAAACUCAGAAUCAAAUCAAAGUCUUUAGGGUUUCUACUAAUUUAUGAGUAACAAGUGUUUCCGCUGUGUGAUGAUAAGAGAAUCAUCAUGGGAGGAGUAACUUCAUCAAUCGCCGCAAAGUUCGCUUUUUUCCCUCCAUCCCCACCAUCGUACGGGUUUGUACCCGACGUUGACCGGUUGUACAUAACCGAAGUGCCUCGCCGUGACGAUGUCGAUGUGUUGAAGCUAAAGACACGUCGUGGUAACGAGAUUGUGGCUGUUUAUGUUAAGCAUCCUAAAGCUAAUGGUACGCUCUUGUAUUCACAUGGUAACGCUGCUGAUUUGGGUCAGAUGUUUGAGCUUUUCGUCGAGCUUAGUAAUCGUCUCCGAGUUAAUCUCAUGGGGUAUGAUUACUCUGGUUAUGGUCAGUCUACUGGAAAGGCAAGUGAAUGUAAUACAUAUGCUGAUAUAGAUGCAUCAUAUACCUGCCUCAAGGAGCAGUAUGGUGUAAAAGAUGAUCAACUGAUAUUAUACGGUCAGUCUGUUGGUAGUGGACCAACGAUUGAUCUAGCUUCACGCACGCCUAAUUUGAGAGGUGUGGUUUUGCACAGCCCUAUUCUCUCUGGGAUGAGAGUUUUGUAUCCGGUUAAACGUACUUAUUGGUUUGAUAUUUACAAGAAUAUCGACAAGAUCAGAGCAGUUACCUGUCCUGUCUUAGUAAUCCAUGGGACAGCAGAUGAAGUAGUUGAUUGUUCUCACGGAAAACAACUUUGGCAACUUUCAAAAGAGAAGUAUGAACCCUUAUGGGUAUCUGGAGGAGGACACUGCAAUCUAGAACUCUAUCCAGAGUUCAUUAAACAUCUGAAGAAAUUCGUAAUAUCGAUUUCCAAACCCAAGGGACCAAGAAAUGGCUCGACCAAGACUGUAACGAUAGACACAACCAAAAACCAGAGCAAGCCUUCUGAGAACGGCCGUUCUGAAACGUUUCAACUCGGCUGCUGCCUUCCGGAAGUUUCUAGAAACAGUGUAGACAGUCAGCUGGAGAAAUCUAAGAAGACUAGUAAACCCGAAAAGUCCCGAAUGAGUGUUGAUAGAUUUAGAAGGAAAAAAGGUCUAGUGUGGUGACAUAAAACCCGGUCGAACCAUCCGCCGAAAACAGGUUAUUUGUAACUCCUGUUUCUGUAAUCCAUGUAUUUUGUUUUCUUUCUGCAGCCACUUGAUAUGUUUCUGCGUAAAUUAUGACGUGUGUGUUUUGUUUUUUCUCUCAGGUUUGUGUAUGUAUGUUCUGAUAGUAACAGAUCAAACUCAAAAGUCUUGAUUUCAUAUUUGGUUGUAACUUUGUCAUGGUA
This is a messenger RNA of Camelina sativa (false flax), 1566 nucleotides long. The record is from RefSeq and is a predicted model, not a curated record. NCBI's taxonomy places the organism in Eukaryota, Viridiplantae, Streptophyta, Magnoliopsida, Brassicales, Brassicaceae.